Molecule: messenger RNA, 843 nt
Organism: Cryptomeria japonica (Japanese cedar)
Lineage: Eukaryota; Viridiplantae; Streptophyta; Pinopsida; Cupressales; Cupressaceae
Exons: 4
Coding region: 85-636 (183 amino acids)
Source: RefSeq, a predicted model, not a curated record
GGUUUGUAGCUCUCACAAUACCCAUCUCACCUUUUCUUCUGUUUCUUGAGACCAAAAAAAAAGUUGCAGAUUCGAGGGAAAAAAAUGGCUUCUGGAAAAGCAGUUGCAGUUGCCAAUAUUUUGGCACUUUUGGGCAUGCUAAGCGUUCUUACGUUGGUUGAAGGAGGUGUGGAAUGUGAGAAGCUGCCAGCAGAGUUGUGUGCUUUCUCUGUCUCAUCGGCGGGAGCUCGGUGUGUGCUGGAGAAGAAAUACUCCCCUGUCACCCCUACUCAUGAAGCAUCAGUAGAAUUCCAGUGCCAGUCGUCGGGCAUAUUUGCAGAGGAGAUGAUUGAAUGGAUUGAGAGUGAGGAGUGCCUGAAAAGCUGUGGGUUGCAGAGGAUAAGUGUGGGCAUGUCAACAGACGGUCUUUUUGAAUAUUCUGAUUUCACCUCUAGUCUGUGCUCAGACAAGUGCCAAAACAAUUGCCCUAACAUUGUGAAUCUGUACCUCAAUCUGGCUGCAGGAGAAGGAAUAUAUUUACCUCACCUGUGCGAAGCUCACAAAACACGAAGCAGGAGAAUGAUGUUCGAGAGUUUUGCACCUGGGCCAACUGUGAUGACCUUUUCCCUUGCUGGAGAAGUUGGCUCCACACGCUAGAACAUAAUAUGUUACAUUUCUAAUAUUAUUGCAUUUAAACAAUCCUAUAUUUUUCAUUCAUAGAUUACGUGAUCUAUUGAUUUAGAGUUUAUCAUACUGUAGAUCUCAUAAGAUCAGCCAUUCUAGCUAUGAAUAGAUUUGUCGGAUUACAUAGAGUGUACCUAAGUUAUUAUUUAUUCAACUGUAUUUCAUUACAAUUUGCAGAAA